AUUGGCACUGAUAGGCGGCACUGAUGGGCACUGAUAGGCAGCAAUGAAGGGCACUGAUAGGCAGCAUUAAUGAGGUGGCAUGGAUAGGGUCGGACUGACAACUCAUGGGGCCCCCGGGCAAUAGGGGAUCAUGGGGCCCCUGUGUCCUUGCCCAAACUCAAAAAAGCCUAUGAAAAAGGUACCAGGGGCAUCUCAUGGGGCCCCCUUACUGACCCCGGGCCCUCGGGCAGUGCCCGAGUUUCCAAAUGGUCAGUCCACCCCUGGU
Messenger RNA from Staurois parvus, 265 nucleotides. The record is from the annotation of a GenBank genome assembly. NCBI's taxonomy places the organism in Eukaryota, Metazoa, Chordata, Amphibia, Anura, Ranidae.